CCGGGAAGAGUUCCUCUGAAAACACAGGGGGUUCCCUGUCGUUGGUAGCUUAGGUUGGGUGUGCUCCAAAACUAGGGUGCAAAAAGGUAAGUCUGUCUGAGGGACUCAUGUUUGAAGACUUAGCAAGAAAAGAUGUCUCUGGAGAAGGAAGAUGACGACAUUCCAGGGGGUCUAAAUAUAGAAGAACUGAAAAGCUUUCACAGCACUGCUGACAACAGUGCUAGGGAAGACUCGUUACAUUUAUCAGAGACUCCUAGAGUAGCUGGCCUGACUGUGGAAAGUUUGAGUGAAACUUCAGAGGAAGGACCUCAAGCAGAUCAGGAAGGCCAUAAAAAGACUGAAAAUGUCUCAAGAAGUGAUUUACCUGAAAAAAGGUACGAGUGUGAAUCGUCCACUGAGAUAAGUGGUUCCGUGGUGCCUCAGGCUGUCUCUGAAACAGGUGUGAGAAAGCACAUGUUAAAGUCAGCUGACAAAGACACUGGAGAGCUAAGGAAAGUGCUUGCAGGCGCUGUCAGAAGAGAUGCCAGACCAGCAGUGAAUGCUGAAAGUGCUGGAAAUGAAUCAACAUUUUUGUUGCCUGCGGAAGAAAGGAGCUUCACACUUAGACUGAGUGAUAAAGGGCUCCAGGACGUGCCGCUGUCUGCUUCCGAAACCCAAAAUGUAAAAACCUUGCUCUUACAGAACAAUGAAAUAAAAACACUACGCUUAAAUACAGUUAACCUAACUAAUCUGGAGAUCCUGAUACUUGAAAGAAACAGACUGACACAGCUGCCACCAGAAAUAUCAUUGCUUCAUAAACUAAAAGUGUUGAACGUCAGUCACAACCGGUUAUCGUGCCUCCCUGAAGAAUUGCCCAAGCUUGUGAAUAUUAAGGAGCUCUUUCUCAAUCACAACAACAUUGAUGAAUUUCCUUUUGCAUUGAAAAGCCUUGAAACAUUAGAGCUUGCUGGGAACAAGCUAAAGACUUUGUCAGAUACCAUGGUUGACAUGAAAAACUUGAAGGUACUCAACAUCGAUUCCAAUCAGAUCUCAAUAUUUCCAAGGGUUCUCUGCUACCUUCCUAAUCUAGUAAGCCUCAGUUUAUGUGAGAACUUCAUUCAGAGUUUACCGAAGGAUAUUAAAGGGCUCAAGAAAUUACAAGAAUUUUCAGUUAGCCACAAUAAGCUUAUGUUUCUGUCUGUGCAGCUUUUCCAGCUGACAAAACUGAAAAGACUCAGAGCUGAUGAUAAUAAACUGGAGUUCCUUUCAGAUAAAGUGGAGAAUUUGAGAGAACUUACGUUUCUGAACCUUUCAAAAAAUUUAUUCAAAACCAUUACAGAUAAUCUUUGCAACUGUACUAUGUUGAAACAUCUUAUUCUAUGUGAUAAUCAGUUAACCCAGCUCCCUGCCAAUAUUGACAGACUUAAAAAUUUAAAGGAGCUUUCUUUAAGUGGGAAUCAGCUGAACUCGCUGGAUGAACAAAUAUCACAUUUAAAAGACCUCUCCAAAAUAGAGCUUUCAGGAAAUGUAUUAACAUACAUCCCUGUGGAAUUAAAAACCUGUACACAGAUAACCAAGGCUGACCUCAGCAAUAAUAAGCUCUCUCAGUUUCCAUAUGCGUUGUGUGCAUUAUCUGAUCUUAAAUACUUAAAUCUUAGCGGCAACUCGAUUUCAGAAUUAAUACCUGGAAUUCCUGAUAUUAAAGAUUUGGAGCAUCUAGAAUUAAACAAGAAUAAACUGUCUUCAUUUUCUGCAUGCUUGUGUAGCCUCACAAAACUGGUUUACUUGGAUGUUAGUGAGAAUGAAAUCAAUAGCCUGCCAGCAGUGGUAUCUGAAAUGAAGGCUCUCCAGGUUCUUCUUCUGCACCACAAUAAGUUUGGCUCAUUUCCUGAAGAACUGUGUUCUUUAAAGGGUUUAAAAACACUCGACAUUUCAAAUAAUCAGAUAAAGACUAUUCCUUUAAAGAUUAGCAGACUGGAAACGAUUAAAGACUUAAAUGUAUCAAACAACCAGUUUGCAUCUUUUCCUUCUGAAAUAUGUCAUCUUUCAUCACUGGAGAAAUUGACUGUGUGUCAAAUGAAUGGGUUGAAGUUAACUAAAAUUCCAGAGGAGCUUUCCAAACUGGUUUCCCUCAGGGAGCUUGACAUAUCUCAUAACGCAUUAAAGGAAAUGCCAGACAGCAUAGGGGAACUGAAGUAUUUGGUCCAUUUAAUUGCAAAUAAUAAUGAGAUCAGCCAGCUUCCCAAGUCUAUUACAUCACUAAGAAAUCUGCAGCACCUUGACCUUAGUGAAAAUCGGCUGAGGUAUUUGCCUGCUGGCCUUCGUCACCUUUAUUUGCUGAAAGACAUAAACUUUGAUGGAAAUUCUCUGUUUGAACCACUACAAGAUGUAUGUAAAGGAAAGCAAUUACAUCCCAUUCUAUGCUAUCUGGAAAGUGCUGAUGAAAGAGAUGAGAAAAUAUUGCGCAAGAUAACAGAAGUGAUUGCUGCCAAUGUUCCUUCUGAAGAUUUUGAAUUCUUCUGCCAGAAACUACAACUUGGUCAGGCUGACAUCGAGGCUCUGCAAAAUACCAGGGCUCUUAAGUUGAAGGAGAAAAUGAUGAAGGCGCUGGACAUCUGGAUCAACAAAAACCAAGCCCUAACUUAUGGUGAAAUGAUAGAGAAAUUGAUCAGAAUGCUGAACCACCCUCCUCACAUCCCGUCGAGCAUCCCGUUCCUUGGACAUGCCAUUGCGUUUGGAAAGAGCCCUAUUGAGUUUCUGGAAAACGCCUAUGACAAGUACGGACCUGUGUUCAGUUUCACUAUGGUUGGCAAGACGUUUACAUACCUGCUGGGCAGUGAUGCUGCUGCACUGCUCUUCAACAGUAAAAAUGAAGACUUGAAUGCAGAGGAUGUGUACUCCCGGCUGACCACACCAGUCUUUGGAAAGGGAGUGGCUUACGAUGUCCCUAACGUGGUAUUUUUGGAACAGAAGAAGAUGCUCAAAACUGGGCUAAACAUUGCUCAGUUUAAGCAGCAUGUAACUCUGAUUGAAGAAGAAACAAAGGAAUAUUUCAAAGCUUGGGGAGAGAGUGGAGAAAGAAACCUCUUUGAAGCCUUUUCAGAACUUAUCAUCUUGACAGCAAGUCACUGCUUGCAUGGGAAGGAAAUCAGAAGCUUAUUAAAUGAGAAGGUGGCUCAGCUGUAUGCUGACCUGGAUGGGGGCUUUACUCACGCUGCGUGGCUUUUGCCAGCCUGGCUACCUCUGCCCAGCUUCAGGCGUCGCGAUCGAGCACACAGAGCAAUAAAGAACAUUUUCUACAAGGUUAUCCAGAAGCGUCGGAGUUCUGAGGAAAAGGAGGAUGACAUGCUCCAAACUCUACUUGAUGCUUCAUACAAGGAUGGCCGCCCGCUGACAGAUGACGAGAUAGCUGGGAUGCUCAUUGGGCUGCUCCUGGCAGGGCAGCACACAUCCUCAACCACUAGUGCCUGGCUGGGCUUCUUCAUAGCCAGAGACAAAGCCAUACAGGAGCAGUGCUACGCAGAGCAGAAAGCCGUUUGUGGAGAUGAUUUGCCACCAUUAACUUAUGACCAGCUCAAAGAUCUCAGUUUGCUAGAUCGCUGCCUAAAAGAAACCUUAAGGCUUAGACCUCCUAUAAUGACCAUUAUGAGACUGGCCAAAACUCCCCAGACCGUCGCAGGAUACAGCAUUCCCCCCGGCCAUCAGGUCUGCGUGUCCCCCACCGUUAACCAACGCCUGAAGGACUCCUGGAAGGACGCCCUGGACUUCAAGCCUGACCGCUAUCUCCGGGACAACCCGGCAGCUGGGGAGAAGUUCGCCUACAUUCCGUUUGGCGCCGGCCGUCAUCGCUGUAUUGGAGAGAACUUCGCUUACGUUCAGAUCAAGACUAUUUGGUCCACUCUGCUUCGUUUGUACGAAUUUGAUCUCGUCAAUGGCUACUUUCCAAGUAUAAAUUAUACAACCAUGAUACAUACGCCUAAUAACCCAGUUAUCAGAUAUAAGAGGAGGUCACUGUAAAUUCUGGAGCUAAAACCUUGAAUUGUGCAAACUAACAGACUUUUGAUGGAAUAAUUGUGACAAAAUGAAUGGCAAGUGGAAACUGUUCCAUAUACUGUGUAGAAACAGGCCUGCACCCUCUUUGCAUCUGUGUUGUUCAUUUCCCCACACUGUUUAGUAUUGCUGUGUAUAACUGCUUCUUCUAUCCAUCUCUUGGUGAUUUUUUUUUUUUUUUGGAAAGAAAAACCAUCUUGUAUGUGUGUAACACUUCCAAGGUGCAUGCCUCCCUCCCUGCCUCCCUCCCCCCCUUUACAGUGAAGAAAUGUUUUUUUUUUCUACCAACUGGAAUCUUUGCUUUAAGAAACAUUUGACGACUGCCUUUCCCCAGAUAAGGAGGGCUAUGACUGUACCUCACCUCUGUGCCCAACGACAGUACGGCCAUCAGGUACGAGGGAGCAGGGGCAGUGUAUGUGCCCCGCUUUGAAACAGAAUCACAGAUCGAGAAGGGAACAAAGUGACAUCCCGGCCGCUUAGAAGUGCCCACCUAACCCUAACUAUUACCAGUUGUCACCGUACAGCUGAGUAGAGGUGUCUGCAGAAGUGUUCAUAGGGAAGCUUUGUAACUGAGCAAUUUAAAUGUUUAACUUGGAGCGUUUGUAAAGUGUUUCGCUUCACGAAGCUACAAAUAAUUUUCUGAACUAAACUGUGAAAAGCAGCCAUCUCUGAAAGCUUGGUGCAAGCAUGGAAGUAACAACAGGACGACACAGCGCUAGUAAAUAACACGUUCACCUGGAAAAUAACCCAUAAAUGAAGUGAAAUAGCGGAAUGCUGUUACACUUUGCAUUGACUCAUGCAGGAUUGUUGAAUAGUGUUUGGUUCACAAGUGGUGGUGAUAAAUGGUCGUGAGCUCCAGCUCAUAGGAAUUUUGAUUAAAAUUUGUAAAGAAA
Messenger RNA from Gallus gallus (chicken), 4922 nucleotides. RefSeq names its product cytochrome P450 family 51 subfamily A member 1 (gene CYP51A1). Gene Ontology annotation, biological process: signal transduction. The transcript has 14 exons. NCBI's taxonomy places the organism in Eukaryota, Metazoa, Chordata, Aves, Galliformes, Phasianidae. Gene Ontology annotation, molecular function: protein binding; monooxygenase activity; iron ion binding. The coding region runs from base 133 to 3996 and encodes 1287 amino acids. The record is from RefSeq and is a predicted model, not a curated record.